Messenger RNA from Amblyraja radiata (thorny skate), 2427 nucleotides. RefSeq names its product transmembrane protein 169. Lineage: Eukaryota; Metazoa; Chordata; Chondrichthyes; Rajiformes; Rajidae. The record is from RefSeq and is a predicted model, not a curated record. The coding region runs from base 519 to 1412 and encodes 297 amino acids. The transcript has 2 exons.
AAACUUUUCCAUGAGCACCUUACAACUUCUUGAAUUGUGCUCAAUGUUUGCAAAGAGCUCUUCCACAGACACUUCCACACUUGCCAAUUUUUCUGCCCUGAAAUAAGGUGAGGUGUUAGGGCUGCAUCUUUCCCAGCCUGGUGUGGAAGGGGAAAUGCAGUCCCUUCGUUUUCCAACUCAUCACCAGUGCUUACUGUCAUCACAUUCACUUCCCAGUCAUCACUGCCGGCUGAGCAAGCAUGGCAGCUGGAUCUGUAUAAUUUAGUACAUUUUUUAAAGUUAAUCUUGCAAUUUAAGGUUUGAUACAUGACUCAACUUUCAUAAAAGUUCCCAGUGCCGAAAAGAAAGGGGGAAUUUCAGUUUGUCAUUUGUUUUUCUUGUUUUUAAUCCAGAAUUGAAUAUUUUGUGUGUUUAAAUGUUUUAAUAACAGGCGUUUUGUGUCCAUGGCACACGCAGAAUUAUCAGAAGCAAAAGCAUUUUCAGUGUAACUCGAACACUGUUCAACAAAUACCCACCAAAUGCCUCAAAACAACAUUGGCAUGGAGCAGGCAACUCAGGUAACACAUCAAGGCUCCCCACACAAACCUGCUCGGGUCGCUGGCAUGUUUGAGAAGGAUGGAGAACUUACCAUGGAGCGGAAAAAAAAGAGGAAAAGGGAGCCAAGGCCAGAGUCGAUUAUAAUCUACCGUACAGGCAGCGAGAAGGUUGAGGAAGACAAACAAGAUCCGGAUAGUGCAACGAGGAACACUGAAGAAAGGACAAACUUCCUAUGUCCUCCAGCUGUAGAAGGUGGCUGGAGCUUGCCUGCUGACAGCAGAUGUGUAACCCUCACUGGCACCAUCACCCGGGGCAAGAAAAAAGGACAGAUAGUGGAUAUCCACGUCACACUAACAGAGAAGGAACUCCAGGAACUGGCCAAGUCUAAGGAGAUCCUGCAGUCAGAGGAAGAAAGGAAGAAGCAACCAUGUGAUGUUGGACUGUACUGGGGCCCUCAUGCAGUGCUCUGGGGCCUGCUUUGUGCUCCUGUGGUCUUUCUGUUGUCUUUCAUUGUUUCCUUUUACUAUGGGACCAUCACCUGGUAUAACAUUUUCUUGGUCUACAAUGAAGAACGCACCUUCUGGCAUAAGAUCACAAUUUGCCCCAUUCUAAUUGUGUUUUAUCCGGUACUAAUCACAGUGAUCUCAUUGUCCAUCAGUGUCUACACAGCCAUAACACAGGUUUCCUGGUCAUUUGCUGAGUGGUGGCAAGACGUGCGGGACAUGGAGAAAGGCUUCUGUGGCUGGUUGGCUGGAAUACUUGGACUGGAGGAUUGCUCCCCGUACAGCAUCGUAGAGCUACUGGAGUCUGACAAUGUUUCGGGUAGCCUGUCGGGAAAGGCAGCAUCAGCCGGAGAGCAAACGUCUGCUGUGUAACCAGUGAAGAUCCAGAGAGAUGGAAGCUGCCCAACACUACGAAGAAACUAAAUGAAGGCACUAUUUAGUUCAGACCUUCCUUGAAUUUACUGUAUGGAUCAGAGAAUAUAUGCAUGUAACUAAAGAAGUAGGGUCUCGACCCGAAACGCCACCUAUUCCUUCGCUCCAUUCAUGCUGAGUUUCUCCAGCAUUUUUGUCUACCUGCAUGCAACUAACGUUUGUUUUAAAAUGUGAACUAUUUGUAUAUUUGCAAGAGUCGGCUGUUGAAUCAGAGUGAGCCUGAUACCUGCCAUUUCCCACUAAUAUGAAGUUUAAUUCAACCAGCCAACUCUGCCUCACCUACAAGUAGCCCCCCUGGUGAAGGACCAAAGUUACUCACCUGGCAGAUGGUACAAAGUCUGAAGAAGGGUUUCGACCCAAAACCUCACCCAUUCCUUCUCUCCAGAGAUGUUGCCUGUCCCGCUGAGUUACUCCAGUAUUUUGUGUCUACCUUCGGUUUAAACCGGCAUCUGCAGUUCCUGCCUACAUAGGGUGGUACAAAUGAUGGUUUUUGGGGCAAAUUGAAGUUUUGGAUAUUGAACUCGAUGUAUGUGUGUAUUUAUUUAUUUAUUUAACAGUGCUAGCCUGUCCAGGUGCUAAUCUGAGUGUUUUCAUCUGUUUUUUAAAAUAACGUAGAUGUGUUUUUAGUACUUAUCAACUUGUAAGUAAAAGCUAAAUGAAUGUUUUUUACAGUAUAAUUGAUAAAUGGUUUCAAUGUCAAUACUGCAAGUUAAACAUAACAUCUGCGGUUUAAGACAAAUCUACGGGAAAUUUAACACACUACAACACUAUUAUUUUAUUUGGGGUGAUCUGCUUACAUCAUGAAUAUGGGCAGGUCCAGCGAUAGAUUUUGUAUGGUUUCUAUAAAUAUAAUGAGGUCAAGAUUUACUGAACCAUUCAUGUACAACGUUAAAACCUUCAGCACUAAUACUGUGGCACGAAGCAUUUUGUACAAUAAAUGUAUCAUAUAUAACAA